AUGCCCUGUGCCCGGCCCUUGGGGCUCACGCCCAGCCCAGCCCGGAUCGGGGGCCCUGUGCCCGGCCCUUGGGGCUCACGCCCAGCCCAGCCCGGAUCGGGGGCCCUGUGCCCGGCCCUUGGGGCUCACGCCCAGCCCAGCCCGGAUCGGGGGCCCUGUGCCCGGCCCUUGGGGCUCACGCCUGGCCCGGCCCGGAGCGGGGGCCCUCUGCCCAGCUCGGCCUCGCCUGUGCCCGGCCCUUGGGGCUCACGCCCGGCCCGGCCCGGAUCGGGGGCCCUGUGCCCGGCCCUUGGGGCUCACGCCCGGCCCGGCCCGGAGCGGGGGCCCUGUGCCCGGCCCUUGGGGCUCACGCCCGGCCCGGCCCGGAGCGGGGGCCCUGUGCCCGGCCCUUGGGGCUCACGCCCGGCCCGGCCCGGAGCGGGGGCCCUGUGCCCGGCCCUUGGGGCUCACGCCCGGCCCGGCCCGGAGCGGGGCCCUGUGCCCGGCCCUUGGGGCUCACGCCCGGCCCGGCCCGGAUCGGAGCGGGGGCCCUGUGCCCGGCCCUUGGGGCUCACGCCCGGCCCGGCCCGGAGCGGGGGCCCUGUGCCCGGCCCUUGGGGCUCACGCCCGGCCCGGCCCGGAGCGGGGGCCCUGUGCCCGGCCCUUGGGGCUCACGCCCGGCCCGGCCCGGAGCGGGGGCCCUGUGCCCGGCCCUUGGGGCUCACGCCCGGCCCGGCCCGGAGCGGGGGCCCUGUGCCCGGCCCUUGGGGCUCACGCCCGGCCCGGCCCGGAGCGGGGGCCCUGUGCCCGGCCCUUGGGGCUCACGCCCGGCCCGGCCCGGAGCGGGGGCCCUGUGCCCAGCCUGGCUCGGACCUGGGGGCCUGUCCCCGGCCCCCGCCCUCAGCCCAGCACGCGCCGGGCCCCCGCGUCCCGCCCGGCUCCUGUCAGUGCCGCUGUCCCCAGCUCGCCCCGCCCCCUUCCCACGGAGCGGGCGGCAGCGCCCCGGGCGGAGGCUGGAGCUCGGGGCGGGGCGCUGCAGCCCCGGGGGGCGAGGAAUGUGUCGGCGGCUCCUUUAAGACGCUGACGGAGCGGCGCGUCCCCUUUAAGGUUGCCGGGGUGACGGCUCGCAGUGAGAGCGAGGCGCAUUGA
This is a messenger RNA of Caretta caretta (loggerhead turtle), 1128 nucleotides long. Lineage: Eukaryota; Metazoa; Chordata; Testudines; Cheloniidae. The record is from RefSeq and is a predicted model, not a curated record.